AUGUGGGUUUUCAUUUAUGAAAGUAAACUGGGUACAAUAAGAAGGAAUGUGGAAAUAGGAAGCGUUUAUACUUUUGGGAGAGAUAAAGAUUCACAGAGUGAUAAAUUCAUUACCUGUGAACUGUUAUCUAUAUCUAAAGAACAAUUCACUUUUGAAGCCAUUGCGAAGGAUGGGCUGAACGGAGAACCUUGUUUGAAGAUGAGUUUUUUGUCCAAGGCCAGUACUAUCAUAAAUGGUAUUAAAUAUAAAUGUGGGAAGGAUAAAUCACCAGUAAUUGAGAAAUUUCUUGAUAUCAAACUCAGUAUAAGCUUUCGUGAUCCUGAUCAUAAGAUAACUAUCUCCUGGAUACCUGUGAAAUUAGUAGCUGGAAACAUGGAUCUAUCAUCACGUAUUAAAAAUUUGUCGGAGAAGUACGACUUCUCGAUUUGUGAAGAUCUGAGUGGUGAAGCUAUUAUCACUACAGGAGAAGUUGACGAAAAGGUAAAAGCCUUGGCUCCAAACAUGAAGAUUUUGAAUAUCAAAUGGAUGGAAGAGCUCCAAGGAAGUAAUGAGGACUUUCUCGACGAAAAGUAUAUGGAAAAGUAUGAGAUCGAACUUCCUACUGAAAAGAAGAGACCUUUAGAGUUAGUCACAGAGACUAUGGAACCAGAGGUUGCUGAAACUCAACAAAGUAGCCAAAGAAGAAGAAAAAGAGUUAAAGUAUCUAAACCAGCUUUCGAGGAUCUUUUCCUGUUCACCCCAAUGGGACCAGAAGAGUCUCAAGUAAAGGAUACAGUAGUCGAACCCUUUGAAAUUGAAGAGAAUUCUACCAGAGCAACACCUACCACAGAUGCCCAUGCCAAUGAUACUCCUACACAUCCAUCUAUAACUCAAUCUGUGGACUCAGAAACUCAAAUGCCCGAGAGACAAACUGAAGAGGUCAUACCUGAUAGCGACACAGAAUCGAGCCCAAUUUCUCUUGUGGAAGAAACUAAACAUGAUGAGUCCAUAUUAGUUCAAACAUCCAAACGUAAAAUAACAUUAUCACAAAUGAAACAAGACGAUACCGAAAUAAAGAUGGAAGAUCCUGAGCCAAAGAAAAGAAAAUUAAACACAAAUGUAGAAUUCAUUAGAGCUAUACAAGCCACCAAAAAAGAAGGUGAAGACAGAACCAAUGAUCUUAGUAUGGGAGAUAUUGAUGAAGAGGAUAUAAAGAACAGAAUUGAUGAUCUUUUGAUUAUUGAAACUUUCGAAGUCCGCCCUAGACCCAAAGCAAGUGAAGUUGAUAAUUCACAAAAGUACGCUGGACGUAAGAAUUUCAAGACCUUCAAAAAAGCUAAAAAAUCAACUCAAAAAGAAAUCAUUCCUCUUGAAGCAUUACCUGAACCAAAGUAUAUACCAAAAUAUCAGGAAGAGGAAUAUGAAGAAGCCUAUCUCGCUUCACAGUUCAACCAAAUAUCAGGAUUUGAUCCUGAAGUUCAACAACCAGGACAAUUCUUCAAUGACGAGUCCGGUAUGAAGUCCAAUGAUAUUUUCGUAGGCGAUGAAUCACAAUCUCAAAUGUUGGAGGUUCCUUCAAACAGGCCAAGUCCAAGAAAGUCAAGGCAAAGACCUAAACCCACAUAUACUGAUAUGGAUGAUGAUGAAGACGAUGACGAUGACGACGAAGAUUCAGAAUUACCCCGGUUUACAUUCAAACCUACAUAA
This is a messenger RNA of Yamadazyma jaroonii, 1686 nucleotides long. Lineage: Eukaryota; Fungi; Ascomycota; Pichiomycetes; Serinales; Debaryomycetaceae. The record is from the annotation of a GenBank genome assembly.